Molecule: messenger RNA, 1514 nt
Organism: Gordionus sp. m RMFG-2023
Lineage: Eukaryota; Metazoa; Nematomorpha; Gordioida; Chordodea; Parachordodidae
Product: serpin B4-like
Exons: 4
Coding region: 762-1514 (250 amino acids)
Molecular function (GO): serine-type endopeptidase inhibitor activity
Source: RefSeq, a predicted model, not a curated record
AAUUUUAAUAAAAUUAACGAAGAAACAAGCACAUUUUUAAUAAAAUCGUGUUCAUAAUUUUGUUAAUUAAAAUGUUAAUUCCAUUUUAUUUAGAAAAAAAACUUUUUCGCGUUUCACAAAUAAAUUUUCCAGGUUCCGAGAUAAACAAAAAAUACGAAAAAAUUUCAUUAUAUAUUUUAGUCACAAAUAGUUUAAUAACUUUUUUUUAGAGAAAUCAUGUUAAUAGCAUUCUUAGUUAUCCUUGAGGUGUUCCUAUUUUGCGCCUCAAUUUUCCGCUGUAGAUAGUACUUUGGAAACGACACAACUAGGAGAGCUUAACCAAAAAUUUACUUUUGAAUUUCUAAAAUCUCUUCAAGACCAAAAUGCUGGCCACAAAAAUGAUAUUCCUAUAACGAAUCAAAAGAAUGUGAUAUUUUCACCUUUUAACAUUGGUCGUGCACUGACAGUUUUAAUGUUGGUGGUUGGAGGCCAAACGUUUACUGAGUUGUAUAACACUCUACAUUAUGGAGACAUACUUCAGGAAUCCUCUGGAAUAACUGCUAAAAAUCAGGAAAUUCUACAUUCCGCUGUCCACAAAGUUACUCAAACUCUCAAAAGCUACGAAAACGUAACCAUAGAGAUAUCUAACGGAAUAUAUCCGGAUGAAAAAUUUAAAGUUGAUCCAAUAUUUGUUCAAAAAGUGUCUAAAUACUAUGAAACGCGUGUGCGAACUCUAAAUUACGAAUCUCAAGCUGAUGCAGCUGUUGUGACAAUCAAUUCUGAUGUUUCCAAGUUUAAUCAAGAAUUUAUUACCUCCUGGAUCUCUUGAUUCAGGCACGAAAGUUGUCUUGGUUGAUACUAUCUACUUUAAAAGUAAUUGGGGAAUUCCUUUUAAACCAAAACUCACUUCUGUAAAGACUUUCACGAGAGAUGACGGAAACCUCGAAGAGGUAAAAAUGAUGUUCGGUGCUAAUGAGGCUCAAUAUGGUGAAACGCAACUAAAGAAAAUUGGAAGCAAACCAAGUUCCAUCCCGGAUCAAAAGAUCAAAAUUCUCGGAAUUCAAUAUGCCAAUCCCAAUUUGGCCAUGUUCUUUGUGCUUCCCGAACAGAAAGGAUUGCCAAAUUUGAUCAAAGUGCUGCUGUCUUUUAAAACCUUAGCUACACUAAUAAAAACGGCGAAGGAAACCUUGGUAGAUAUUACUUUGCCAAUAUUUAAAACGAGCUACGAUGUCAGUCUUCCUGAGACCCUAAAGAACCUGGGUCUUAGAAAUAUAUUCGAAGGAUCAGCUGAUUUUUCCGGCUUAACAAAAUCCGAUAAAUCUUCCGGAUUGUGCAUUAGCGAAAUAUUACACAAGGCGGUUAUUGAAGUUAACGAAAAAGGGACAGAGGCGGCAGCUGCCACUGGUGUGGUUAUGAGGAAUGGUCUAUCGGCAGUAAAUCUAGGAAAAGGUAAUGAUGAUUUAAAUCCUAUAACCACACCAGUGCUAGCUGCUGCCUUGGUCCCUUUUUCGUUAACUUCAAUAACCGCCUUGUGA